AUGGACUAUCAGUCGGGCGCGAUGUCACGAGCCCAAUGCCACUCGAGGGGCACUUCAGAAAGGCUGGUUACGUCGAAUGCUCACACAUUGACUUCAGUAGCUUCAGUGAGGGACCUGAAGUUCGGAAGAGAGCUCGUCAACUAUGCACGACAGGCCCUGAAUGGUAUCGCUGCCAAAGGAGAGUUUGAGUGGAUUCACUCUCAUGAAGAUGUAGAGAAGCAUUGCGACAUUCUGCAAAAAGAGGUUGAUGACGGUGUUUCGGUGAUGGGAUAUGAGGUUCGGUGGACUAUUGGACGGAAGCCGGAGUAA
This is a messenger RNA of Fusarium subglutinans, 309 nucleotides long. RefSeq names its product methyltransferase domain protein. Bases 1 to 309 code for a protein of 102 amino acids. NCBI's taxonomy places the organism in Eukaryota, Fungi, Ascomycota, Sordariomycetes, Hypocreales, Nectriaceae. The transcript is spliced from 2 exons. The record is from RefSeq and is a predicted model, not a curated record.